Molecule: messenger RNA, 576 nt
Organism: Mauremys reevesii (Reeves's turtle)
Lineage: Eukaryota; Metazoa; Chordata; Testudines; Geoemydidae
Product: CMRF35-like molecule 1
Exons: 4
Coding region: 39-488 (149 amino acids)
Cellular component (GO): plasma membrane
Molecular function (GO): transmembrane signaling receptor activity
Source: RefSeq, a predicted model, not a curated record
CAUCCUGCCUCGUAGUUGUUACGACAGGGUCAGAGGCAAUGGUGAAGCGCGACAGAGUCUCCAUCAAAGACAUUCACACUUUCUGCACGUUCAUAGUGACCAUGAAAAACCUCACAGAGGGAGACUCUGGGACUUACUGGUGUGGGAUAGACAGACUGGGAUGGGAUCUCAUGUUCUCUGUGAAAGUGAACGUUCUUCCAGCUGUUCCUGCCUCACCACCGCCAGCACCAAUGAGAGAGACAACAGUUCAUGCUGCCUCCACAGAGCCUCCUUUCAGAUGGACUGCCCCUCAAGUGGCUGAAUCCAGCUCCACCGUUCACAGCAGCGACCCUCCUGCAGGUACAACAGACCCAGUCCUCCAUAUCCUGACACCAUGCCUCCUGCUGGUUCUACUGCUGAGUCUGUUCAUGGUUGUACUGUUUAGAAGGAUGUCGCAGAGGAGAAACAAAGGUACCUGGAAACACCCCGUCGUCCUUCGUUACCAGUGAUCCUGCAGCCUCUUGUAAGGCAGCCAUCUGCAUGCCCAUGGAGGAGACACCCGACUCAGCAGCUGAUGAGGAUGUCUAUGAAAAUGCC